CUCCUAACACCACUACCAUGCCGCGCUGGCCACAUUACCGUCACCCCGCCACAGGGGCCUGACCCCCCUGACCCCCCCGCCUCCCGUUCAUAACGGACGUUACGUGGAGGAUAUUAACGCAUUUUUUAUACUUGGCCACCCCAGGGCCCGUGUAUUGUAAUCCAGAUCCAUCGCUUGCCGAGGCCCCAGAAGAUCGAUCCCAUAGGCGGUGGUGAUGAACAAAUCCCCGCCUCGCAUUCGUGCGCCAGGGCCACCAAGAAAGCGGCGCAUGGCGAAGGGCCGGUCCCUGGGAAGGAUUCGCCGGGCCCGAGGGGCCCGCGCUACACGAGAGGGCCGUGGCGCCGGGCGCCGAGGACCGUCAUGGUCUUGGGCGGCGUGAUCGUCCUGCGCCGUUCCAAGGUGGAGCACGAGUACGAGCGGCUGCGGGCGCCGCAGCAGCUCGCGUACCGCGCCCUGCACCCCGUCUGCCAGGCGGUCCGGCCCGCGGAGGGCGGGGCCGCGCCCGCGGCCGGCGGGUCGCCUCCGGGCGCCUGCUCCGUCCGGCGGAGGGGGAGCGCCGGCGGCGCGGAGCCCGAGCCCCUGGCGGAGGCCGAUGGCCCCCUGCAGCUCUCCGCGCAGCAGCACCGCGGCGUUCGGGGCAGAAGAGAGGGCAUGGGCGGAAGCUCUCGGAGGUCCGCGCGGGUGUUUCGGGUCGGCGCUGGGGCCCCCCUGGCAGCGCCUCCGGCGCCGCCCCCUGGCGCUCUCCGCUCUCCAGGGAGGGGGUCCAGCGACCCGCGCCGAGCCAACAAGUUCGCUUGGAGCUCCGACAGUUUAUGCUUUUCUGCCGCUUGCUGUUCCUCCAGACAUCUGGGACGUCAACGGGCUGCACUACUGCGACGACGCGGCCGUGCAGACCAACCGGGUCCUUCACCUGGGCGUCUGCCCCGCCCUGCUGAGCAUUUUCGUGGGAUGCGCCUGGGCACGUUACUUUGAUUCCUCGUAUGUUCGGUCGGUGCUCGGGGCCGCCGUGCUCUUCUUCACCAUGCUGGGCCCCGUGACGGCGCGGAUCCUGUAUUUUGGCUCCCAGGGCAUCUUCCUGCAGGCGUCGCGGCUGAAUCAUAGCUGCGCGCCCAACGCGGAGUGGCUCAUCGACGGCCAGCGGGCUCCUCUGGGAGGGCCAGCCUGGGGCCUCCCGGGCGACGAGGGGGCGGCGCAGCGCGCCGGCGUGGCCGCCUCGUCGUUGUCGCUGUCCCUCCGGGCGAAGAGGGACGUCGGGGCCGGAGAGGAGAUCACCAUCGACGCGCGUCGCUUCGCGCAAGCACGGUCAGGCAGGGGCCUGAGGCGUGUUCAGCAACGGCUCGCGGGGCGCGCCUCUCGGCUCCUGGAAUACGGCUUCUGGUGCUCAUGCGAGCUGUGCGCCGCGGCGGUUGGGCGUGCCGCCGAGGUCGACGAGCAGGAGGAGGAGGAGUAGCGAACAAAAUAUUAGCCACGGAAGUGGACGAGGA
Molecule: messenger RNA, 1484 nt
Organism: Prorocentrum cordatum
Lineage: Eukaryota; Dinophyceae; Prorocentrales; Prorocentraceae
Source: the annotation of a GenBank genome assembly